Xyrauchen texanus (razorback sucker) is the source of this 6886-nucleotide messenger RNA. Its product is annotated as synaptotagmin-7-like. NCBI's taxonomy places the organism in Eukaryota, Metazoa, Chordata, Actinopteri, Cypriniformes, Catostomidae. The transcript is spliced from 8 exons. Gene Ontology annotation, cellular component: axon; membrane; synaptic vesicle. Gene Ontology annotation, biological process: cellular response to calcium ion; calcium-ion regulated exocytosis; regulation of calcium ion-dependent exocytosis. The coding region runs from base 2319 to 4352 and encodes 677 amino acids. Gene Ontology annotation, molecular function: calcium ion binding; phosphatidylserine binding; SNARE binding. The record is from RefSeq and is a predicted model, not a curated record.
CGAAUUUAAAAUUUUGGUUGAACUAUUAGACCUUCCAAGUUGAAUGGAACACAGCAUAUUUAUACAUAAAGGACUAAUAACUUAAAGUGAAUAACAUUAAAAAAAAAAAAAGAACAAUACAAAUUGUAUGGCGUCUUAAUUUUUAUCAGUUGGUAAUUAAUUGGAUCUUAAUGGGAGAAUGGGAGAAAUUGAAUAGUACAGUAAGUAAUUUGUGAGAUCAUCCAAAAAGGAAAGUUGGUUCAGAGGCGGAGCAAGUUAUACUGUAUUGACAAACGAGUACAAAGUCAAACCUGUGUUUUUUUGGAAUAUCAUGCACUGAGGAGUCAUGCAUAAUAAGAUCAGGAAUUUGCAUGAUGUAUUUAACGUUAAAAUAAUGCAGCGUUUACGUUGUAUUUACGAAAUGUCAACUUUGAGAUUCUACUCGGAGCUCUUCACGUCAUGAAACUUCGGAAGUAAUGUUUCUAUGGCAACACUCAAAGCGCAUUUGUUGUUGCAAAGUCUUUAAGAACAAAGCGCUUCAAGUAACAAUGGCAUAAUAAAAUGGCAUUUGUUCACUACCUUUAACUGUUGAGGUCAUAGAAGUUCGGCAUUCCUAGAAUUGCGAGUGCACAAUUUGUAAGCCAUGAAGAAUUAUAUGAAGAUGCGUACACUUAAUAACAGUAAUUGUCUCCUAUCCAAGGUUAAUACGCUAAUAAACUAUACGACAUCUCAUAGCCCUGAAGCUCUAUCAGACAGUGCUAAAAUUCUGACCUUCAUCUUUAAUAAAGUAAUUACGGUCAGUUUUGAUUUCAUGUUGACUUUAACAGGACCAGUUAACAAGACACUGGUAAACAAUCAGGGCAGGAAGAAAUGAACAAAGACAUGACAUGAACAAGCACCCAAGCUUCAAAAUAAAAGACAUGACCUAACCGAACAAAACAACCAGAGCUGUGGUAACGAUACUGUAUCUGUGUGCGGUUUGUGUGUGGACAUAUCCAAGCAGUGAGUGUCGUGUGCACAUGCACACACUCUCUCUCUCUCUCACACACACACGGGGCUCAAUUUAAGUUUUGUUCACACCCCUAGCUUACACCUCCUUUCCUCCACCACCUCACAUACUUCACAUACACUUCUCACACUCCUUCCAUACACAGUCCUCAUUCUUCUCUCUCUCUCUCUCUCUCUCUCUCUCUCUCUCUCUCUCUCUCUCAGCACGCCCUCCGUUUUUCUUCAUUAGUAAUUGGAUUCUAUUUUCAGGCAGCUGUAUGAGUCUUUCUCUUGUGUUUAUGUCUCACACCCCCUCUCUCUCUCACACACAUAUUCUUGUCUACAUCUAACAUUCUUCUCCAUGCUUGUUUGUCUCUUGGUGUUUGUCCUGCAACUUCCUGAUGCCCUUAACUAGAGUAACCAGUGGUGCCAGUGCUAGCUCAGCCCUAUGCCAGCUCAUGAAAGACACCAUGAAAUCAAAAUUGAUCACAUUUAUGUUCUUAAUGCACAUUCUUGGUCUCAUCGUGUAUUGUGUUCUUUCAUAAAAUGUAAAAACUUGCUCCGCCUCUGAAAGGUCUUUUUUUCGGCUGAUGUGGGUGAUUCUCAUGUACCUGUAAUAUAUACUGUAUAUAUAUUAUAAUUUGCAUUUACCCCCUCAUUAGUGCAACUGUGGUUCGUGCUAAGCAUCAUGGGAUGUAGGAAAAAGGUGGAUGGCCAAUAGCCAAGAACACAUACUGUUCACGAUCCAGUCAAUUCCUGAUUGAUGAAAUCAAGCCCAACCCUACAGUAUAUUUUCACUGAAAUCCGUCACAUUACUGAAGUUAAAAGUGUUGUGAUUGGCAUAUCAAUUUGACUUAAACGUACGGAUGGUUAUCUUACGUUUCAUCUUACGGAAGAAUAUUAAGGGAAAUGUUUACAGGUGUGAGUAGGCAAAACUCAAGCUGAAGUUUCAGAGGGGGGUUUGACACAUUUUUGAUAUCAGAAGGAGCCUCUGAAACAAGGCUAAUGAGUGAGAGAUGUAAUUGCAAAGGGAGGGGAGGACAAAAGAAUGAGGGAUGAAAAGGAUGCACUUGGUUGGCUGUUGAAGAAACACAGGGCCGUGGUAUCAGGCAAGCAAAUUUACGACACAAAAGAGAGGAGAGGGAUGAGUAGACGAAUGUAGAUACAAAGAACACUCGAGAGAUGGGAGGCUCUCAGCAGACCAAAAAACAUGAUCCUUGAAGAACCGUUGGCGGACGACUUACGGCGCACACACACCGCAUCGAUCUAGUCAUUCUGGACAUAUAUUGCGUUCCUGUCAGUCGGGGACAGUAGUGGGCCGGAAACAGGCCGCGCACAUCUCGCAGACGCACAUGCACGAUCUCCGCUUACCGUCCGCGCAAGGCAGACUCGCUUGGGCCGGGAACGGACACGCACAUGCUCACACGCUCCUGCAGGCACAUGCAGACCAGGGCGGCUGCGGUCUCAUUUGGUGCCUGUGUUACGUUGGCUACUGUCUUUGUCUGAUGCUUCCAUCCUUUUUUCUGCUUCUCCACCUUUCCCCGCCCACAUCUCACCCGGCUCCGCCCGUUUCCCCUCCUCCCUCCCCUACUUCAUCCGACGAUGAUUCCUUUUCAUCUCUGGCUGUUCCGUUGUGCCCCCAUCACCCCCUCUUCCUCUCAAUUUCUGCCUCUCCCCUCCUCAAUCAAUUCCCUCUUUGCUUUCAACUUGUCCUCGACUCUGCCUCCAUGCCAUUCUCCAUCUCCUACCCCUUUUCCGCCCCUAUCCAAAUCUUUCUCCUCUCCAAUUUGUUCUGGUCCCACCUCCAUUCCUCCGUUUCUCGCCCCUCCCUCUGCCUCUCUCGCCCGUCCUAUUCUCGCUCUCUGCCUACCCUUCUGCUCUGCCCGCACAGUUUGGCCGACCACGCCCUCUCCUCGACUGCAACCAUGGACUAUUUUCCUUCAUCGGGGGAGACGCCUCGGCCCCGGACGUUGCUACGCCAGCAGAGCCUCCAGCAGCCGUUGAUCCACGCUCCAGCCCUGAGUAUGGCCAGCAGACCUCCCAUCUCCCAGAGUUUGGGUCAGCUGCACACACAACCAGGGAGUGGAGCGGGAGGGGGUGGGGGCGCCGGGCCAGGAGGAGGGGGCGGGGCUGGAGGCGGGGUUGGUUCGCACUCUUCCAGGAGCAGUCCGGCAGGUGGAGGAGCUUCACGCUAUAGGUCAGGAGGUGCCGGGGAGCAAGCCAUUCUUGAGAACCCUGGCAAUGUGGAUCACAUGAUGGGUCAGAUAAAGAAACGAGGCCUGGAUGUGAAAUCCUUCCUGGAAGGGAAAAUGGUGGUUCUCUCUCUUGCGAUUGGAUUGGCUGAGCAGGACGAUUUUGCACAUCUGCCCGACCUACAGGAAGUACCACCCAGUCAAGAAACCCCCCCUGACAUGAGUAGGAAUAUGGGGAAUAAGCAAGCUAACAGUCCUAAGGGUCAGCCUCCAGAUGCGGACGGGCAUUCAUCAGUGUCGGACCUUGCCAACUCACUCACUGGAGACAUGGUGAUGUUGUCUCCAGGGUCAGAAGAUGACGACCACGAAGGUCCUAUUAGCGAGAAACUGGGCAGGAUUCAGUUCAGCUUGGGCUACAGCUUCCAAGACACCACCCUUACGGUGAAAAUCCUCAAAGGUCAGGACCUGCCCGCAAAAGACUUCUCUGGGACCUCUGACCCCUUCGUCAAAAUCUACCUGCUGCCUGACAGAAAGCACAAACUCGAGACCAAAAUCAAGAGAAAGAACCUAAACCCUCACUGGAACGAAACAUUCCUAUUUGAGGGGUUCCCGUAUGAGAAGGUUCGGGAAAGAACGCUUUAUCUCCAGGUGUUGGACUACGAUCGGUUCAGCCGUAACGACCCGAUCGGUGAAGUCUCCAUUCCUCUGAAUAAGGUGGAGCUUGGACAAUUGAAAACAUUCUGGAAGGAUCUCAAACCUUGCAGUGAUGGCAGCGGAAGACGUGGAGAUCUGCUGGUGUCGUUGUGUUAUAAUCCCACUGCCAACACCAUCACUGUUAACAUAAUAAAAGCACGCAAUCUCAAAGCCAUGGACAUCGGCGGCACCUCAGACCCCUAUGUAAAAGUAUGGCUAAUGCACAAAGACAAGCGUGUGGAGAAGAAGAAGACAGUCACCAUUAAGUGCUGCCUGAACCCCAUUUUUAACGAAUCCUUUCCAUUCGACGUGCCAGCACAUGUUCUCCGGGAAACCACCAUCAUCAUCACCGUCAUGGAUAAAGAUCGGCUCAGCCGCAACGAUGUCAUCGGAAAGAUCUACUUGUCAUGGAAGAGCGGUCCAGCUGAAGUCAAACACUGGAAGGACAUGUUGAGUCGGCCACGUACUAACGUGGCGCAGUGGCACGCCCUCAAAGCCUGAUCGGCCCUCUCCAUAUCCCAUAUCCCCGACCCCAUUUGACCUUUGACCAGAACCCUGUCCUUAUGCACAAGACAAACUUGCUGCCAGACGGCACAACACGGGUACUUUUAGCCAUCCACUCUUAUAACCUUUAACUCUCGAGCUUCAAACUUCAAUCUUUCUACCUUCUCUCAAUCUAUUUCCCAUAGUCCUCUCUUCUUCCUUGUUGUUUGUCUUUAUGUUAAACUGGUAACAUGUAGUGUAAAGGCAUGUGCAUUAAGCAAACAUCUAUUUGUAUUGAUAAUGUUGCAACAAAAUAUUUUACCAUUGUUUUGAUUUUAAAUCUAGUACUUGUAAAAUCAGGGUUUGGGGAAAUCCAACCCUGUUGAAAAAAACCUCUCAAAGCUGUUUUGCUGGUCUUAGCUGGUCUCCCAACCUUGUCAAACUGGUCUUUUGGCUGAUAUUAAAUGGGAUUUAGGCACCAGAUGGCCUCCCAGCUAGACCAGUCGAGGACCAGCUUUGCCAGCCCAUCGAUUUAUCUUAGGCUGGUUUCAACAGUUUUUUUCAGCAAGGAAAUCCAACAGAGCCAUUUAAAAUGGCCUGAAAGUGCUCGCACAGUAACUACACGUUACCAGGACGUUUCUCUUUUGUUUACUUAACUAUAUAUCCCUUGUGUGCCUAGGCCGGAGAGGUCUUAAAUCUCUCUGAUCUGUGUACACCUCACCUCGAGUCUAUCCCUCAUCAUAUAACACCAACUCCUCGUCUAGACCCAGGUGCUCAUGGGAGCUCAUUUGCCAGCCUUUAAAUUGGCCACUGCAGAAACGGAUCAAGUCGCAGGAACUCUGGUAGUUGUAUUUUUCCAGGGCUCAGACAUCCCAUGUGAAUCUAAGGGCUCGUGAGGGCCCCUGUAAUUAAAGCCAUGAGGGAAAACGACAGUCUCUCGUUUUCCUUUACGUCGCCAUUAAUAGUUGUUUUUCAGUCCCGGAACUCUCCAAGCCUUUUUCCAUGUCUUUCCCACUUGACCUGAUUUUCCGUGUCUUUGUUCCCUCCAUGCCUUUAUUUCUGUCUCUACUGCUUCCAAAACAUUUACAAAACCUAGUGAGCAUCCUACACAGGCGAUGCCAAGGUUGUUAAAAUGGUAGGUGACUUAAUUACGGUGCCUUCUGAGAUAUCUUGUUUAAGGCUCCUUUGUUAAAAAAGAAUGCACUGUGAUGAACUCGAUCACCCGUUUGAGUACGGACGUACGUUAUGUAUGUUCAGCCAAAACUUGAUGGCAAUGUGUCGGCCAAGCGUUUGCAUCAGUAAUCAAGAAGCAGCUGUCUAUGUAGGCAACGAGUCAGCUCACUAGGUUUUGGAACAAGACUUAUCUCUCUAUCUGCCCUUCUGUCUUUCCUUUGCUACGUAAACAGUUCCAAUUUGUUCAGCUGAAAGCCAUCCACAUAGGCAUCUUGAGACUUACAGAAAACAAAUAGACUUCACCAUCCUUGUCUCUUUUCCUUUUUUCUCUGUGGUUUUCUCUUUAUCGCUGGCACAAUAGUAGUGAAAUCCUUUUUUGUUUUUCCUCGGGAUCCCUUGUUGUCCGUGUGCUGUGAGUGACGUGUUGUAGAAAUCCAAAAUAACGCAAAAAAAAAACAAAACAAACAGCCACCAGUGGACAGAGAAAAGAAAAAACAUCCUCAAAAGGAUCGUUCCAGGUCUUCUGGGACGUAUGGAGAAAAGUAUGGAAUUCUGGAUGGAAGUGGAAAAAAAAAACUACUACAAAAAAAAAAACUUGAUGUCAUCUUUUUAUCAUAAAAAAUACGUUUGAAGGAACCAAUCAAAAAUGUUCUUCCAGACUGUGAAAAAAUAGGAGCAAAAAUGUUAUUGAUUUUUGCGGCAAGUGCGCUGGAUAGUUCUCGCCACACCUUGCUCUUGUGACGUGUUUUUGUGUGUGUGUGUGUGUGUGUGUGUGUGCUCAUAGGGGAUCAUCUUUUCAAAAAUCCUUCCAUUUACAGAAAAGAAACCUGCCUUUACCAGUGUAUGUGUGCGCAUGAGACCGAAUUGGGGGUCUGUAUAUGGGCAAAUCUCAUGUAAAUGUGUCCAGGUUGUAUUUCACCCCAAAAUCAAAAGAAAGCAAAAACAUUUUGGCCAUAUAAGAAAAUGAAGAUUAUUUGUUACAUAACUUUUUUUGCCGUUAUGACCCAACCCAGUAAACACAGUAAAAAUGACUGUACUGCAAUAAUGCUUACAUUUGAUGAUAUAUAAUGUAACGUUUUUGAAAAUACUUCUUUACUUACCAAUGAAAGUGACUUUUUUGAAGGCGAUUAUCCUGACAAAAAUGAGUCAAAAAUGCACUUUUCAAUGGAGAAAAUAUGGAGCCAUGUGACAUGUGCACAUGUGCUGAAAGAGAAAACACAAUAGACCCCUGUGAGUCUUGAGACCACUUCUUCUGCAUUUUCAUUGGUUAGUAUUUGAGCUCUCCUCCCAUAUAUAGCAUUGCCCAAUUAAAUGGAUGUCUCAUUUGAUUAAAAAACAACUAAAAUAGGCUGUUUUGCCAGGAGGCAACACGGUACCAU